Molecule: messenger RNA, 1275 nt
Organism: Priapulus caudatus
Lineage: Eukaryota; Metazoa; Priapulida; Priapulimorpha; Priapulimorphida; Priapulidae
Exons: 1
Coding region: 1-1275 (424 amino acids)
Source: RefSeq, a predicted model, not a curated record
AUGGAGCUAACCACUCUCCCUGGAGACCAUGUCGAGGAAGAAGUGACGGUUGUAGAUCUUGAUGUGGGAACUUUAAACAGCGGCAAGACGUUCAGACUCACCGACGUAAUCUCCCGUGAGAAACUGAAUGUGAGCUUAGACAACGGUGUGACUUCAUCAGAUAUCAGACAUAUGCUACAUCUGAGAGACGUCACCCUGGUGAAUGUGGACGUUUACCAAGUGGAUUUAAUAAUCGGCUCCGAUCAUGCACACCUUCUUAUCGACGUAGAGACUCGUUCUGGUAAGGAAGGGGAGCCAAUUGCAACAAGAACUCCACUAGGAUGGGCUAUGUUCGGCCCUACCAAGAAAUUUAAACCCAAGAAAGCUAGCACUUACUUUGCCAACUCAACAUUGUCCCUGGAGAAACAGGUGGAGAGAUUCUGGAAGUUAGAUGACCCGUUGUACAAAGAAGAGACUGAUUUGUCUGUGAGUGACAGUAAAGUUAUAUCUCAGUGGGAAAGCUCAAUCCGACGUGAGGGUCCACAUUACUCACUGUGGAUCCCAUUUAAGCAGAGACCGCCUCAGAUGCUAAACAACUACAGCAUGGCUAAGCACAGGCUUGAUUUGCUUGGAAAGAGACUGUCCAAGGACUCUGAACUGCGGGAGAAGUAUGUUCAAGGGAUCCAGGAUUCUGUAGAGAAAGGGCAUGCCGAAGAGGUGCCUCGCGAGCAGCUGGCCUUGGACCAUCGUAAGGAAGCUAUCUGGUACCUGCCUCAUCACCCUGUGAUCCAUCCACGGAAGCCAGGGAAAGUCAGAGUUGUGUACGACUGUUCUGCCCCUUACCAGGGAGUUUUGCUCAACGUUCUGAUCCGUCAGGGACCUGAUCUUAUGAACAAACUGAUCGCCGUGAUGCUCAGAUUUAGACAGGGAACCUAUAGCAUUUAUGUCAGAUAUCGAGGGAAUGUUUAUGCAGGUGAAGGUGCACCCCGAGGACCGGGACUGUCUACGUUUCCUUUAGUGGGAGGGCGGCGACAUCACCAAACAAUCCAAGACCUACAGAAUGACUUUGACGUAAAAACUGUGCAGACUGUGGACAAGAAUUUUUACGUCGAUGACUGCUUAAAGUCCGUUGUCUCGAAAGAAGAGGCGAUGAGACUGAUAAAGCAGCUGUGUGAGCUUCUCUCACUGCGAGGAUUCGGACUCACCAAGUUUAUCAGUAACUCACGCAGAGUUAUGAUGUCACUACCACAGACGGAGUGGGUUAAGAGAGAGCCCUCGGUGUGCUGUGGAGAGUAG